Messenger RNA from Dichomitus squalens LYAD-421 SS1, 423 nucleotides. RefSeq names its product RBP11-like subunits of RNA polymerase. Gene Ontology annotation, molecular function: protein dimerization activity; DNA-directed RNA polymerase activity; DNA binding. The record is from RefSeq and is a predicted model, not a curated record. Gene Ontology annotation, cellular component: RNA polymerase I complex; RNA polymerase III complex. The transcript is spliced from 5 exons. The coding region runs from base 11 to 346 and encodes 111 amino acids. Lineage: Eukaryota; Fungi; Basidiomycota; Agaricomycetes; Polyporales; Polyporaceae. Gene Ontology annotation, biological process: DNA-templated transcription.
ACGAUCUGCUAUGGCGGAUGAGACUCCAAAAAUCCAGAUUCUGAAGGGUGCCGCCCCCGAUUUGUCUGCGGCAACAUACCAGAUUCAUGACGAGUCCCAUACUAUAGGGAACGCGCUCAGGUGGAUGCUAAUGAAGAAUCCGAAGGUGGAAUUCUGCGGAUACAGUGUGCCCCAUCCGUCCGAGAACCAUAUCAACAUGCGUAUCCAGAUGUAUGAUGGUUUGUCGUCAUUAGCGGCCUUGCUGCAAGCGCUCAAGGACCUGGACGACCUCUGCGUGACUAUCGACGACGCUUACACUUACAGCCUACGCAACGACAAUUACGAGCGGUGGGAUGAAAAGAGCUAAAUGCAGCUCGGGACACGGUGUGAUAUUCGCUAUGUAUCUGCUUACUGUAUCGUUAUUGUUAUAGACAUGCUGCACCC